GUGAAAGUUAGACUGAGCGACAGCUGCAGUCGACACAAGUCUGUUUUCUCUGAAGGAAAACUAAACUGAGUCCAUCAGGUUUUUCUCAACAAAACAGCAGAGUCGGAUCCAAACACUGUGUGUCGACAUGUCUGCUGCCAGUUGUCUGCUGACUGAGGAUCAGUUUCUGUGCUCCAUCUGUCUGGAUGUUUUCACUGAUCCAGUCACCUUAUCAUGUGGACACAACUUCUGUAACAAAUGCAUCACUGAACACUGGGAUGUUAAUGUCCCAAACCAGUGUCCAAACUGUAACAAGGUUUUCUAUAUUAGACCUGAGCUGAGGGUCAAUACUUUCAUCUCUGAGAUGGCUGCUCAGUUCAGACAGUCAGUUCAACAGAAAACCAGCAGCAGCAGCUCAGAGCAACAAGCUGCCAAACCAGGAGAAGUUCCCUGUGACGUCUGCACUGGAACCAAGCUGAAGGCCCUGAAGUCCUGCCUGGUUUGUCUGGCCUCCUACUGUGAGACUCACCUGGAGCCUCAUCUGACCAUGUCAGGCCUGAAAAGACAUCAGCUGAUCGACCCUGUGGAAAACCUGGAAGGCAGAGUGUGUACGAAUCAUGAUAAACUGCUGGAGCUGUUCUGUAAGACUGACCAGGUGUGUGUCUGCAUGCUCUGCACCUAUUCAGACCACAAGGCUCAUGAUGUUGUUCCUCUGAAAGAAGAAUAUGAAGGAAAGAAGGCUGAGCUGAAGGAGACAGAGGCUGAAAUUCAGCAGAUGAUCCAGAAGAGACGACUGAAGCUUCAGGAGAUCAAACGCUCAGUGGAGCUCAGUAAAGAACGAGCAGACAGAGAAACAGCAGAAGGUGUUCAGGCCUUCACUGCUCUGAAGGAGUCUGUUGAGAGAGGCCAGGCUGAAUUCAUCAGGACGAUCAAAGAGAAGCAGAGAAGAAGAGAGAAACAGGCUGAAGACUUCAUCAAAGAGCUGGAGCAGGAAAUCUCUGAGCUGAAGAAGAGAAGCAGUGAGGUGGAGCAGCUCUCAGUCUCUGAAGAUCACCUCCACCUGAUCCAAAGCUUCUCAUCCCUGAACACUGCUCCACCCACAAAGGACUGGCUGAAAGUUGACAUCCGUCCUCUGUCACACAAGGGGACAGUGGUGAGAGCUGUGAUUCAGCUGGAGCAGACACUUAGUAAACAGUUGAAGAAGUUUUUUGAGAAUGAGCUGAAGAGGGUCCAGCAGUAUGCAGUGGAUGUGACACUGGAUCCUGAUAUAGUACAUCCCAAACCCACCCAGUCUAAUGAUAAAAAACAGGUAAAUGAGCGUUAUGUCUGUAGAUGUGUCUUAUCAAAGCAGAGUUUCCCUUCAGGAAGAUUUUACUUUGAGGUUCAGGUUAACAGGUGGUCUAUGUGGACUUUAGGAGUGACCACCAAAUCCAACGUGAAGGGACGAAUCACACUGAGCCCCAAGAAUGGUUUCUGGACUCUAUGUUUGAAACAGCGAGGUGGGUACCAUGUGUCUACUGACCCAUCAGUCCUUCUCCCUCUGAAGUCUCAGCCUGAGAAGGUGGGGGUGUUUGUGGAUUAUGAGGAGGGUCUCGUCUCCUUUUAUGACGUUGAUACUGCAGCUCUUAUCUACUCUUUUACUGGCUACCCGUUCCGUGACGAACUCCACCCAUUCUUCAGUCCCUGUAAUAAUCAUACACAGGGUCCCACUCAUAGCUCAGACUCUGAAGAGUGA
Seriola aureovittata is the source of this 1714-nucleotide messenger RNA. Its product is annotated as zinc finger protein RFP-like. The record is from RefSeq and is a predicted model, not a curated record. Bases 128 to 1714 code for a protein of 528 amino acids. The transcript has 3 exons. Gene Ontology annotation, molecular function: protein binding; zinc ion binding. Lineage: Eukaryota; Metazoa; Chordata; Actinopteri; Carangiformes; Carangidae.